Glycine soja is the source of this 743-nucleotide messenger RNA. RefSeq names its product alpha carbonic anhydrase 7-like. The transcript is spliced from 5 exons. NCBI's taxonomy places the organism in Eukaryota, Viridiplantae, Streptophyta, Magnoliopsida, Fabales, Fabaceae. Gene Ontology annotation, molecular function: carbonate dehydratase activity; zinc ion binding. Bases 1 to 648 code for a protein of 215 amino acids. The record is from RefSeq and is a predicted model, not a curated record.
AUGUCUCUCGCUCAAUUCUUUGUAUGGUAUGGUUACAAUGAAAAAAGUGCAAAUGGCCCCCGAUAUUGGGGUGAUCUCAAAGAAGAAUGGGCAGCUUGUAAAAUAGGGAAAAUUCAAUCUCCUAUUGAUUUGUCCACUAAUGGAGUGGAAGUGAUCCCCAAGUUAGGGGGACUAAAGUACUGGAACUAUAAGCCUCAACAUGCAACCGUCUCCAACAGGGGUCAUGAUGUUGCAGUCAUUUGGGGAGGGGAUGCUGGUUCAAUAGAUAUAAAUGGAACACCUUUCUUCCUCCAACAAGCCCAUUGGCACUGGCCUUCCGAACAUACCAUCAAUGGCCGCAGGUAUGACUUGGAGUUGCACAUGGUUCAUGUUAGCCCACAGCCUGAUGGAACAAAUAAGACUGCGGUUGUUGGUAUUCUGUACAAGUACGGUUCCCCUGAUCCGUUGCUCUCUAAGUUGGGAAAAUACAUAACGGAGAUUCCUGAAGAGGAUGAAGAAAAAAGCGUAGGGGUGAUUGAUCCCUCAAAAAUCAUGAAGGGCAGCAAGAUGUACUACAGGUACAUGGGAUCACUCACUGACACACCACAACCAGACAACCCAAUGAUGACUAUUCAUGUCUUCCCCCAGGGAAGUAUAAUAAACUUCUAGCUGAUAGAUAAACGGGAGUUGAUUCCUUUUGCUUGUAAUUUUCUUUUUUCAUUUUUGUUUUCCUUCCACUGCCAAGAAAACUAUUGGAUUUUAUA